GCACAUAGCCACCAACAAUUAAUACUAAAGCAUUUGCUAUGGCUUUUAAAACAUUCUCCUAUUGCGUCCUAAUAGCCUUUCUCCUCUCCAUUUCUAUCCAAUCCUUUUUAGCUCAGGCUAGAGCUUUGAAAUCUAAAAACCAAGAUAAAUUCAAAUCCUUUCAAAACCUACAAGGAGCUGGAAAAGGCUCAACACUUAAAGGUCUGAGUGAGGUGAAGCAAUACUUGAAAAAUUUAGGAUACUAUCCAACUGAAGCCAAUCUUAUCUCAGAUCAUUUUGAUGAAGUUAUGGAGUCUUCACUCAAACAAUAUCAAGAGUAUUACCGUCUACAAGUCACCGGAAAGCUAGACUCCGAUACCAUAAAAGAAAUGAUGAUUCCACGAUGUGGAGUUCCUGAUAAGUUUAACCACCGAACAAGGGAACCGAAUCAAAACCAUAACAAGCCUGGCAAAUUUCAUAUGACAGUUUCCGACUACACCUUCUUUCCAAACAUGCCGAAAUGGCGACCUUCCAAGUACCACCUGACCUACACGUUUCUCUCCGGCGAGCAAGUCGUCGAUGAGAAGGUGCUGAAGUCUGUUUGCUCCAAGGCAUUCAAGAAAUGGUCUGAUGUCUCCCAGUUCACAUUCAAGGAGGCGUCUGCUGGUUCAACAGCAGAUAUUGUUAUAGGGUUUUACAGUGGAGAUCAUGGAGAUGGCAGUCCUUUUGAUGGGCCUGGAGGGACUCUAGCUCAUGCUUUUGCACCAGAGAAUGGAAGAUUUCAUUAUGAUGCAGAUGAGAAUUGGAGUACUAACCCUAAUGUUGACGAAGUUGACUUGGAAACUGUGGCUAUUCAUGAAAUAGGUCAUCUUCUUGGGCUAUAUCAUAGUCAGGAUGAGAAUGCAAUUAUGUAUUAUAUAAUUCCUUAUGGAACUAUUAAGAGGAAGCUCAGUCAGGAUGACAUUGAUGGCAUUCAUGCUCUCUACCCUUCGGUAUAAAAAAUAAUUAGAUUUUAAAUAUGUCAUUGUAGCCUUUUAAGUGAAAAAUAAUUAAGGUUAUUUAUCACAUAUAAUAGUGAAAUGCAUGUAGCCUUUAAGUGAAAAAUAAUUAAGGAUAUUUAUCACAUAUAAUAGUGAAAUGUAUGUAUAUCAUAAGUUUGAGAUUUAAGAGUCUUUUAUUAAUUAUGAUUA
This is a messenger RNA of Manihot esculenta (cassava), 1169 nucleotides long. RefSeq names its product metalloendoproteinase 1. The record is from RefSeq and is a predicted model, not a curated record. Gene Ontology annotation, molecular function: zinc ion binding; metalloendopeptidase activity. Gene Ontology annotation, cellular component: extracellular matrix. NCBI's taxonomy places the organism in Eukaryota, Viridiplantae, Streptophyta, Magnoliopsida, Malpighiales, Euphorbiaceae. The coding region runs from base 39 to 977 and encodes 312 amino acids. The transcript has a single exon. Gene Ontology annotation, biological process: collagen catabolic process; extracellular matrix organization; proteolysis.